CGAAUUUGUGGAACUGUAUGAGCGGGUCAUUGUGUUAAAUCAUGGCUGGAGGUAAAGCUGGAAAGGACUCUGGAAAAUCAAAGGCAGCUUCUAUAACUCGAUCCUCAAGAGCAGGUUUGCAGUUCCCAGUAGGACUUAUCCAUCGACUUCUCAAAAACAGGACCUCUAGCCAUGGUCAUGUGGGUGGUACAGCUGCAGUGUACACUGCUGCUAUCCUGGAUUAUCUUACAGCUGAGGUUCUCGAGUUAGCAGGAAAUGCUUCUUAAGACCUUAAAGUGAAGCGUAUUUCCCCACAUCACUUGCAGCUUGCAAUCAGAGGUGAUAAAGAAUUGGAUUCCCUUAUUAAGGCUACAAUUGCAGGCGGAGGUGUCAUUCCACAUAUUCACAAGUCUCUGAUUGGAAAGAAGGGGCAGCAGAAAACUGUUUAGUUGAGGGGAGUAUUUGUUCCUGCAAUCUGCAUACAGAGCUUUCUCAUGGACUUACGUAGCCUACUUCUCAGAAGAGACUAGCUUGUUCAGGUUUUAAUGGUUUAAGGUUUGAACCACUUAAGCUACUGAAUUGGGAGCCCUAAUCAAUUUUAACAUGCCUCUUUGGA
This is a messenger RNA of Bombina bombina (fire-bellied toad), 595 nucleotides long. Its product is annotated as histone H2A.Z-like. The record is from RefSeq and is a predicted model, not a curated record. The transcript has a single exon. NCBI's taxonomy places the organism in Eukaryota, Metazoa, Chordata, Amphibia, Anura, Bombinatoridae. Gene Ontology annotation, molecular function: structural constituent of chromatin; protein heterodimerization activity; DNA binding. Bases 42 to 266 code for a protein of 74 amino acids. Gene Ontology annotation, cellular component: nucleosome.